This is a messenger RNA of Aureobasidium melanogenum CBS 110374, 636 nucleotides long. RefSeq lists its product as uncharacterized. Lineage: Eukaryota; Fungi; Ascomycota; Dothideomycetes; Dothideales; Saccotheciaceae. The transcript has a single exon. The annotation marks the transcript as partial. Gene Ontology annotation, biological process: vacuolar proton-transporting V-type ATPase complex assembly. The record is from RefSeq and is a predicted model, not a curated record. Gene Ontology annotation, cellular component: Vma12-Vma22 assembly complex; extrinsic component of endoplasmic reticulum membrane.
GAUGAGCUUCGCGACCAACUGGACUCGUUGUGGGAGAAGCACCUCACCCUGCUGGACUCGUACCACCAAGCCCAACAACAGAUUGCCCGCCAUUUCUCCUCAGGCUUCUUCAAUCUUGCUCAGGCCACUUUCAAGUCGACCACUCGUGUUCGCUAUGGUCAGGAAUAUUAUGAUGACCGUAUGCAAGCAAUUACCCGCUUCGACGCUUCGAUCGACGACCACGAACUUCCCCAUCUCGCCCUGAAAAUUGAUGACACCACAUUAACCACUACCAAAAACUCGAACAAAGACUCGACCACCAAAUCGUCGAAUGAUAUUGUCGAUGAGAAAGAGGAGGAUGCACCUGCUCAACAGCCUACUCCGCCCUCAACACCACCGACCGAGUCCGAGGAGAAGCGACCCGACGAACAAAGCCACGAAAACAAGUCUGAGCAGGCAGAUGGCAAAGAAUCAGCACAAAAGAAAGUCCGUGACCCGAUCCACUGGUACGGCAUCCUGGUGCCCCCUUCUUUGCGUUCGUCACAAACCUCUUUCAAGUCUGCCAUUCAAAACCCUAUCAUAGAAGCUGCCAAUUCCGCACAAGCUCUUCGUCAUGUCAGCAUGGAAAUUCGCAAACUGCGCAAAGACAUCAAGAAG